Messenger RNA from Symbiodinium natans, 630 nucleotides. Lineage: Eukaryota; Dinophyceae; Suessiales; Symbiodiniaceae. The record is from the annotation of a GenBank genome assembly.
AUGCCGAUCUCCUCGCUGGGCUCCCUCACUCCCCGGGUGUCGGGGAGCGCCUGGGUCGCACCAGGCGCGCAGGUGGUGGGAGAUGUGCGGCUGGGUCAGGAUGUGGGCGUGUGGUUCAACUGCGUGCUCCGAGGGGAUGACUCGCACAUCGAGGUCGGGGAUGGGACCAACAUCCAGGAUUUGACCAUGGUGCACUUGGAUGAGGGCCUCCCUUGCAUCAUCGGUCGGAAGGUGUCUGUCGGGCAUGCCUGCGUGCUGCACGGCUGCACGGUGGAGGACGAGGUCCUGGUGGGCAUGGGCGCGAUCAUCUUGAACAAGGCGGUCAUCGGUCGCGGAAGCGUGGUCGGAGCUGGGGCACUGGUCUUGGAAGGCAUGAAGGUGCCGCCCUUUUCCCUGGUGGUGGGCUCACCGGCUCAGGUGAAGAAGACGUACAGCGAGACCGAACGGCUGCAAGCACAGCAUCGGCAUGCAGAGAAGUAUGCCAAGAAAGCAGCGCGGUUCCGUCAAGAGAUGGCCCUUGUUGACAAGGGCGACGACCAGACGGCGAACAACAUUACGUUGGACAUCAUAUUGGCCGUGGCGUGCGGAGCAUUGGUUCUUGCUGCGCUUUGCGCAGCUCGACGUGGCUAA